This is a messenger RNA of Hirundo rustica (Barn swallow), 4807 nucleotides long. RefSeq names its product TAL bHLH transcription factor 1, erythroid differentiation factor (gene TAL1). The transcript has 4 exons. The record is from RefSeq and is a predicted model, not a curated record. Bases 1144 to 2085 code for a protein of 313 amino acids. Lineage: Eukaryota; Metazoa; Chordata; Aves; Passeriformes; Hirundinidae. Gene Ontology annotation, biological process: regulation of transcription by RNA polymerase II. Gene Ontology annotation, molecular function: DNA-binding transcription factor activity, RNA polymerase II-specific; RNA polymerase II cis-regulatory region sequence-specific DNA binding; protein dimerization activity.
ACAGCCAGAAGCUGAGCGCUUCUCCCCGAGAGGGGGGGUCCCCGAAAUCCCGCUCCUUCCCUCCCCUUCGCUUUGGGGCGAUUUCCCUACGAAGGGCCGGCGGGAGAGGUGCGCUUUUGGGUUGGAAAUUUCCUACCGAUCGGCUGCUGGAAAACAAAAGGAUUUUGCGGAGAAGAAACCAGCGGGCGGGGAUUUAAUGCCCCCCCUCCAUUUUUUUCUAAACGAAACCACCCCAAUUUCAGGCAAAAUUCUGCUGAUAUCUUUGCGGUUUUGCGUAUUUCGUUUUUUAACGAAUGCGGGAAGAGACGCCAUCGGGAUUAUUUUUUUUUUUAGGAAGGGGAAAACCUAAUUUUUCGUGAUUUCGUUGGCGGGGUGAACCGGCCUCACCUUCCUGUCGCUGGGCGGCGGGGAACGGGCUCACCCCGCUGCCGGCCCGGUGCCGGUGGUCGCGGCUCCUCGGCCGGGAGCGCGGCCGGUACCCGACUCCUUGAGGAAUUUAAUUUGCCCCUUUAGGAAUUAAAUUUUCCAGCCGGACGUGGGAGAAACGCCGCCGCCGUCGCCGCUUCGUGCGAGCCCAUCGGGAGAAAAACAACCCCGUGUCCGGCCCCGUCUGUGAUUUCCUCCCGGGAAGACCGGGCUUGCAAUGUGUCCAAAAAACCGCCCAAUUCGCCCCAAAUAUAGGGCGCGCUUUUUUUUUUUUUUUUUUCACGCCUUUUUUUCCCCCUGUUUAUUGUUUUCUUAAUUUUUUUUUUCCACGCCAGGCCAUGGCUGUCGCUCGUUGUGGCCCCGUGUGCGAGGCGGCGGCUCCCGGCGGCGGGGGGGGACCCGGGGGUGGCCGCUGUCCCCUAUCACAGGGGCCUCCCCGGGGUGCUGUCCCCUCCUUCCCUCUCCCCUGCACCUUUCUCCCUCCACUGAUCUCUGGCAAUCCGGACCCACGAGAUCCACCCUCUGCCUUUUUUUUUUUUUUUUUCCUCCCCCCCUUCUCUUCCUCCCAGGAUUUAGCAGUUUUAUCCCGAUGCGGGUGUCCUUCCUCUCUGUAAAGUCGUAAGUACCUUGAGGUGGGAGGAGUAAAUUCAGCCUGACACUGAGAGCGCUUUUGUUGAAACAGGAGAGACUUGCGGUGUCCCUACUUAAAUAUGACACAUGACGAUGGACAGGCCGCCCGCCCCGCCGCCCCCCAGUGACCCCCGCGAUGCCCGCCCCGCCCGGCGGCACGACUCGGAAGCGGAGACCACGAGCGAGCCGGAGAGCAGCCGCGGGGGCAUGGAGGCGCCGGCGGACCCCCAGCUGCUGCUCAACGGGGCGGCCAAGGAGGCGGGCCGGCCCUCCCCCGGGCCCCCCGCCGCCCCUGUGCCCGUCAUCGAGCUGGUGCGCCGGGGGGGCUCCCUGGACAUAAAAAGCCGUGAGGCGGCGGGGGAAGCGAUGCAGAGAGCGCCGGGAGCCGAGCCGUGCCGCGCCGCCGAGGCCGCCUGCGAGGCCCGCAUGGUGCAGCUGAGCCCCCCCGCGCUCCCGCUGCAGCCCCCCGGCAGGGCCAUGCUCUACAACCUGGGCCAGCCGCUGGCCACCAUCAACAGCGGGUUUUUCGGCGAACCGGACUCCUUCUCCAUGUACGGCAGCAACCGGGUGAAGCGGAGACCCUCUCCGUACGAGAUGGAGAUCACCGACGGUCCCCACACGAAAGUGGUUCGCCGCAUUUUCACCAACAGCCGGGAGAGAUGGAGACAGCAGAACGUCAACGGGGCCUUCGCAGAGCUGCGCAAGCUCAUCCCCACCCACCCGCCCGACAAAAAACUCAGCAAGAACGAGAUCUUGCGCCUGGCUAUGAAGUACAUCAACUUCCUGGCCAAGCUGCUCAACGACCAGGAGGAAGAAGGAAACCAAAGGGGCAAAGCGAACAAAGACUCGGGGAUAGUCCAGGAAGACCUCCUGCAGGACAUGUUGUCUCCCAACUCUAGCUGUGGAAGCUCCCUGGACGGAGCGGCGAGCCCGGACAGCUUCACGGAAGAGCACGAGGCGCUGGAUUCGAAGCACGCGCGGGGCCUGCACCACGCCAUCCUCCCCGUAGAAGGCAACGCGCAGCGGUGAUGACCCUCACGCUGCUCCCGAAGCGCCGCGGGGGAGAGGCCAGGCCUGGCCCUGCAGUUGCUGGAACUUGUGCUUGUGGGAUUUGGGACUCUGCCUUUCCCUGGGAGCUUGGGCUGCCCGCUAUCCCCAGCCCUGGGCGCAGCGGCCGGCGCGUCGGCUGAGGACAGGACCGACCCAGGUGGACGUUCGGGGUUUAGGUACGCGACCGUACAAAGAAGAAAAGCGUUGAAGUCAUCUUCGUUGUACAGAACUGCUCGGGAUGGGACUCUGAGGAGGGGAAGGAGGUGUGGCCGGCGCCUCUCCAGCGUUUAGAGGGUUUUCAGACCGCUUGGUGACUGUCUCUUUUCAAACAGUCCCCUGGGUGAGGCGUGGAGCUCCUCUUUCACUGCCCACGGUGGCCACCGGCGCUUUCCAGCUCCGGGUGGUGCUGGAAACGACUGCAUCACCACCAGUGCUGCAGCACUUCUCCAGCCUGUGGCACAUCCAGCUGGUCUGAGCAGGAGCUUGGCCACAUAUUCCUGUUGUCAGAGAGCUUUUGACUGUAUCUUUUUAAAGAGGUGAAAAAAUACCCUCAGCAAAAACCAUUAAAAUGAUUUAGACUAUUUCUUUUUCUCUCCUUUUUUCCUUUUCUUCUUCUUCUUUUUUUUUUUUUUCCUUUCCCUUUCUUCCUUUCUCUUCUACCUAUUUUUGGGUUGUUUGGGCUUGUUGUAUUUAUGACAUGGGAUUAUUUCUGUUUAACACUGUCAUGCAGUAUCCACUGAAUGAAAAGGUACAUAGGUGUUUUCUGCCACCCUCCCAGUCCCUUGAUCCUUCUGCUGGUAACACUCAGCAGGAGAAUUUCAAGCCUGCUGUGGUCUCUUAGAGUUUUUCCCAUGGUUUCUGUGAGGCCAGAGCUUCUCUCAAGAAAAAUGAAUUUCAGAGUUGGUAAGGGAAGAAAAUAUUUGCUAGUGAAGUAGCUCUUUGGACUGGGGGAUUUUUAAACUCUAAAAAGCAAAAAAAAAAAAAAAAAGGGCAAAAGGAGUCAAUGAUGUAUCAACAGUGUGCGUGUACAUAGGGUUAUAAAAAGGUUUUUUGAUGGUAUGCUUUGAAUUUUUUUGUUUUAUUGUGUGGAAAUGGUGGUUCAGCUGUGCCAAUGCCCACAGUGUGGACGAUAGUGCUGGAUUUAUUCUGCUGUUAGGAAGGUCCUCACCUGUCAAGGCUGGUGGGAGUCCACAGCCUCUCUGAAUCUUGUGGGGAAGCAGUAAAAACAGUGGUGGGAUUAGCCACCAUUCCUCAGUGCUCAAAUUGCUGCAAACCUGAGCUCUGUGUCUGAGCUGAUCCUCUGAUCCUGCUGCCCCCCAGGAGGACUUUUGGGAAAUGGGAGGGCAGGGGAGCAGGAGGCUGCUGCUGUGGUGGCUGGGAGCUGAGAACCACGCUGUGCCAUCACUGCUGCAUCAGGCCCACCUCCCACCACCCCAUCUCCUGAGGCCUGGUGGAGAAUUGCCCCAAACCCAUCCUCUCCCUCUGCAGAGAUGUCAAGGCACAGAAAUCUCUACCAUGAUACAGUAGGAAAAAAAACAAACAAAAAAACAAACCCCCACACAAACAUCCUUUGGAAGGAAAUAAAUCUUUCUGAGUGGGGACAUCUUCCACCACACUCGUGCCUUCCCAGGGAUGCUGAGGUACAAGAGAACACAGAGAAUUUGAGUGGGUGUCUUCAAGCCCGUCCAGGCUUAAUUCAGAGCCCUGUCAUUUCCAUCCCUGCCUGGUUUUGAUGCCUCUUUGUAAAUAAUAGGGGGGAGUCUGGCAUGUGGCUUGGCAUGCAUCCUGGCCCAUGCAAGGAUUUCCAGCAUAGCCCCCAAAUUUUUGGAAAGCACCCAUCUCCUCCAUCUUUUAUUGAGGAAAAGGAGGAAAGUUCUUGGUUCUGGAUUGCCUGAGCACAGAGGUUUUUACUGGAGGGGGUUACCUGCAGGGCUGGGCCAGGGAAGGUGCUGGCAGGUGAGGAAGCGAUGCUUAGGAAGAGGUUUGGUCUGGUACUGGUGCCAGGGGUAGGAGAGGCAAGCAGGGGGCUGCCAGGGAGCCCUCGGGGGGUUAGAGGGGAGCUGUCACACAGGUAAAGCCGUUCCUGGUUCCCAAAUAGCCCUGGGCGGGGUAUGUGGGGGUGUUACACCCUUGUUAUUAAACUGUCGAAAGGAAAAAAAAAAAAAAAAAAAAUAUCACCGAUCCUCAGAAACCCCUCGUUCCACAGAAAUCCCUCAUUCCACAGAAAUCCAUCACUUCUUGUUCGCAUCUCCCCGGUAGCUGAACAGUUGGGAAAAUGGUACAACCUUGUCAGCACCCCCAAACGCCCGCAGGCUCUCGCGCUCCUGCGGGGAGUGCCAGGUCCCCCGGGGUUUGUACAGUCGUACUUUAAUUGUGAUUUGAAUGGUACAUUUCCUCUGCCCACCUCUCCCCCUGCCUGCUUCAUCUCUCGCUGUGUGGAGCAUCACCCCCAUUCCUGUUGGAAACAGCGCUCUGGGGCAGUGUCGUACCGUGUGAGUGAAUUCCUGCCUUACGAAUUUUGGUUUUUUCAGCCCCGUCCCUUUCUCUGCCACCCUCCCCUUGGAUUUCUGCAUUUUUUCUGCAGAAAAUGAAGUAACCAGACCUGGUACCCUGAGUGUCAACUCACUGUGGAUGUGCUACUUAGAAAACACAUUUGUUGUAAUGUGUGUGUAUAUAUAAAUAUAUAUAUAUAAUGACUAUA